AUGCAAGAGUUGGUAGCUGGUUUACAGAUGAUGAGAUUUGAUUUUGAAGUUGUUCUGGAGCAACAGAGAGGAAUUAUGGAUUUGCCAUUUUCUGGCAUGGAUAGAUCUAGUUCAGCUGUUUGUGAGCUUUUCAUUAAAGGUAAAUGCUUAAAAGAACAAAUGUGCCCAUUUCGACACACGUGUGGUGACAAGAAUGUUGUAUGCAAACACUGGCUCCGAAGCCUGUGUAAAAAAGGAGACCAGUGUGAGUUUUUGCAUGAGUAUGAUGAGACCAAGAUGCCACGAUGCUACUUCUAUUCAAAAUAUGGUGAAUGCAAUAAGCAAGAGUGUCCUUUCCUACACAUCAAUUCGCGGAUACAAAUUCCAGACUGCCCCUGGUAUGACCGAGGGUUCUGUAAAUAUGGCCCACUGUGCAAAAACAAACACACCAGGAAGAUAAUCUGUGAGAAUUAUCUGGCUGGUUACUGCCCUGAAGGAACAGCAUGUAAACUUUCACAUGCAGGGAAAGGGACACCACCUGAACCAAAGCAACGACAAAUGUCAAACUCUGACAACUACAGCAACUGUGUAACUGGAUCUGAAACCCAGGACUGUCAAACAAUCUAA
This is a messenger RNA of Hemiscyllium ocellatum (epaulette shark), 606 nucleotides long. RefSeq names its product cleavage and polyadenylation specificity factor subunit 4-like. The transcript is spliced from 6 exons. Gene Ontology annotation, molecular function: RNA binding; metal ion binding. Bases 1 to 606 code for a protein of 201 amino acids. The record is from RefSeq and is a predicted model, not a curated record. NCBI's taxonomy places the organism in Eukaryota, Metazoa, Chordata, Chondrichthyes, Orectolobiformes, Hemiscylliidae.